AUGAGACCAGACUUCGCAGUCGUACUAUUCACACUCAUCACAUCAACGGUCGCGUCAGCCGUCGAUGUACCCCGGCACAUCAAGCGCAUCGAGUCUGAACCCAGCGCCGAUGAGCACGAGCUUUACAAGCGUCGUGGCGGCGGUGGUGGUGGUGGACGCGGUGGUUCCAGCGGCGGAGGUUCAAAAGGAUCAUCUGGCAGUGGCAGCAGAGGUGGGAGCUCCCGUGGAAGCAGUGGAAGCGGCAGCAGUCGCGGAAGCAGUAGUAGCGGCAGUGGUUCAAGAGGCUCAUCAUAUCGUCCAGGUUCAUCAAGCAGCGGUGGCUCCGGCGGCGGCGGCGGUUCUCGCGGCGUCGGUCCUCAGCCCAGCUUCGCAGGCGGUCGAUACUACCCCGGUGGUUCAUCAAGACCUUACAGGUCCGGCGGCCGAAGUCCCGGAAGCAUUGCGCCCUACGCUCUAGGCGGUGCCGCUCUGGCAUUCUGGCCUGGCGUUUGGCUCUACGGUGCAUACAUGUAUCCUUACUCGCAUACCUACCAUUAUCACAACGAGACCAGCGAUGAGGACGAGGAGCGCGAUGUCCUCUGCGGAUGUUCGCGAUACGAGUACUGCGCAUGCGACGACAACAACAGUACCGAAUACUUCGACGAACUCAUCGGAAACGGAAGCUACGACGCACUUAACAAGUCCAUCGUCAAUGUCGCAGAGGUCAACGGCACAAUGACAAUCCUCAUCAACGGAACACUGCCCAACGACACUGCCCUCCCCGACGAGGAUGCAUCAGACAACGUAGCAGUAUCAGGACGAUUUAUUGCCGAGACAGCGGGUUGGUGGCCUGUAGCCUUCAUAGUCAUGGUGACAGUCUUUAUUACCUAG
Messenger RNA from Fusarium redolens, 870 nucleotides. RefSeq lists its product as uncharacterized. NCBI's taxonomy places the organism in Eukaryota, Fungi, Ascomycota, Sordariomycetes, Hypocreales, Nectriaceae. The record is from RefSeq and is a predicted model, not a curated record. Bases 1 to 870 code for a protein of 289 amino acids. The transcript has a single exon.